Molecule: messenger RNA, 3042 nt
Organism: Naegleria lovaniensis
Lineage: Eukaryota; Heterolobosea; Eutetramitea; Acrasida; Naegleriidae
Exons: 1
Coding region: 1-3042 (1013 amino acids)
Source: RefSeq, a predicted model, not a curated record
AUGACACUCUCUCAUCACGUUGAAACCACAAAGAAACAAGUGAACGAGCUUGAUCAAGCCAUCAACACUCUCUUUGAUCAACAAGUCAAGAACGUUCAAGAAAUUGUUUCCUUGAAACAAACUCUCGAAGAUGUGAAUCAAAAAACUUGCCAUGUGAAUGUUUUACAAGCUGUAGCCUCCAUGCAAGAUCUCAUCAGCAAAGAGCAGCUCAAACCAAGACCAACCAUUGUUACCUUUGUUGGCAAUGCUGGUAUGGGAAAGAGUACUUUCAUCAACCGUUUGGUAGGACUUGACAUUCUUCCAAGUGCUUCUGGCUUGGAGCAUGUGACGACAGUGUUGUUUCAAUUGCGUCAUGGAGACUCUUUUUCGAUGGAAACGGUCUUGUGCAAUGACGAUGAAUUUGAACAACGUUGUCGAGUCAUGCAUGUGGAUCCUGUUGUUGGCCUCUCCUGUGCUGGUGUUGUUGUUGCUGAAACAAAGACUUUUCCAAGUUUGGACAAGCUAGUCAAAGAGAUGAGCAACAAACUGAAAGCAAUGACCGACAAUGACAUGUAUCGUGUCAAGAUGAUCAAAGUUACUGCACCAAUUCCAAUUAUGAAAGACUGGAACUUUGAGUUGAUUGACGCUCCUGGUCUCAACAGUGGUGCCCAUAGCAAGCUAUUUGAGAGAUUGGCCAUUGAGGCAGGAACACUCGCCGAUCGUAUCUUGAUCUUUCCAAACGGCUUACGAGCAGAACUUCCAACGGAUUACUUUGAGUUGAUGGGGAAAAUCUUCUCAGAUCCAGACAUUCAAAGAAAUCCAAAAACUUUCUGUUAUUGCUAUGGAGGACGAUCCAUCUCUGAAAAGAAUGCAACCAAUGAAUUUUUAGAAUGUCUAUCAGCAAAAACAAAGGAACCAAUUAAUAGAACUUUCAAGAACUAUCUCUCUGAUUUCUUUGAUUACAAGUUUGAUGAUCUUCCAAGAGGGACUCAUGAGAAACCAGUGAAUGGCCAAAUUCACUUUGUGGAAUCCAAGAAGAAUGUGCUCGAGUUUUUGGUGGAACAGUUCAUGACUUUUCCAAUUCCAAACAUGAACUCUAAAAAUGUCAAACAGGAAUUCGAAUAUACCAAACAAUGUUUCAAAUUGAUGUUAAAGAAAGAUCGACUCAUUUACAUGAACAGAUUGACACAGAAUAUUAGAGAAUUGGCUUUAAUCUGCAUUCCAAGAAUCAUGGCCAAAACAAAAUACCAAACGACCAUGAACAAGAAAGACGAAGUUGAUGAAAUUAUGAAUGAGUGUCACCAAGUUGUGAACAACAUUGUCAAGGGUUUUAAACAGAAGGCGAAAAAGAAUCAAAGUCCAAAGAGAGCCAUAGGAAAAUUGCUCAAAGAUGAAUUUUUAGUUUCAAAAGUUGAUAUUGACGGCAAUGAAAAACGUACAAAACUGAUCAUCACUCACUUACGCCUCUUGGAAGAAUAUAUUAAGGCAAUUGCCAGGAAGUAUUUAAAUGUAGAAUCUACAGGCAACCAAACAACAGAUGUGAACAGAUUUUCAGAUGCAGUCCUUCCUCUGUUUGACUUGAAUCAUCCAGAUCAUAUUGUUCUUGCGUCAGAGAUUAAGGAAGAGUUAAAAGACCUCUUUUUCUCGUUUAUUAAUACUAGACACACCCAUUAUGAAGAAAAGUUCAAUAACAACUUCUGCGCCGUGAAACGAGAUCUCAUCAGUUCAAACGUUCUCAAGUUGCCAAAGGUUAAUAAUUAUGUGAAUGUCAAUGCCAUGGUUUCUGACAGGAUUGUCACCUACUCGGACAGCGUUGUCAAGAAUAGGUAUCAGUAUAGAAGAGACAAGUCAGCGGUUACUAUUCGUAAUGUAACCAAUGGUUUGCCUGUGGUUUCUUCAGUGAUUCAAAUCUCUCUCAAGAAAAACCUUCAAGUGGAUAUUAGUAACGUUCAGCAAGAUGAAUUCGAGACAUUCAAGAAUUUGAAACCUUCCAAAGUGUUGCUUGAUCACAAUCAAAAAACAAGAGUGGCUCCAGUCUUUUUCAUCUCUCUGGAUGGAAUUGUUUCACACUUUGCGUUGAGUAACAUUUGGGAACAAUAUUCCUCAGAGUCCUUAGUCAUUAUUGUAGCACCAGUUCAACUUGAAUGUAUGAUCAUUGACUCUGUCAAAAAUUACGACAAGCCUCACCAUCAGGUGAGAAUUUUGAGAGUCCAUGUUGAGAAUGGUUUGUACUCUGAAGGCUCUCUCAUGAAUGCCAUGUUUCACUUGGCAAAUUAUAUGAAAUUUCCAAUGAUCCAUGUGGUUAGACAACAAUUGAAGAGAGUUUAUGAAUAUGUGAGUUACCCAUUGAAAGAGUAUGUUUCGAACGAGUGGACUCUUAUUCGAUAUUUGAGAAGUGCUGAAUCCAUUAUCUACAAUGAAAUUAAUGCUCUUGACGAAGAGCAAAUGACCCAAGUGAUCAAAAAAUUCAUCCAAGAGAGAAGAAAGGCCAUUUACAAACACGACAUUAGUGAGCUUGAACACAUACAAGACAUUCUCGACCAUGAAAGUGUCGAUGUAUGUGUUGAAGAUGUCGAACGUUUUAUCGAAUCACUCAGAACCAUUGACCAUGAGAUUAAUAAGAAGAAUCCUUCUGCAAAUUCCAAUUUCGAAAGUCAGUUCAAAGUCGAAUUCUUUUCGAAGAAUAAGGGAAGAGUGGGUUGUUGGGAUGGCAAGACCAGUGUGAUCGAUAAGAAUAAGAUUUAUUCACGGGAUGGAUAUAAUUAUAUUGUUUCCAAUUAUGCAACAGCAAUUGAGACUUACUUUAUGCAAGCCGUUGACAAGAUUUUGCCAGUAGCAGAUGAUAAAUUUACAAGUGACCUUCCACAACAUUACGAAACCAUAGAGUAUGGGUUUAAUGAUCCCAAAUUGGUUAACUUUAGAACCAACUUGUUGGCCAAUGGUGUGGGAGGAUUCUUGCAUUUUGGAUUCAAAUAUGAAAUUGAAAGAGCUCCAUCGAGUCAAAAAAGAAAAACCUCUCCAGCUUCUUCUUCAUCAUCAUCCUCAAGAAAGAAAAGAAAGUAG